This is a messenger RNA of Penicillium griseofulvum, 678 nucleotides long. RefSeq lists its product as uncharacterized. The transcript is spliced from 3 exons. The record is from RefSeq and is a predicted model, not a curated record. The coding region runs from base 1 to 678 and encodes 225 amino acids. Lineage: Eukaryota; Fungi; Ascomycota; Eurotiomycetes; Eurotiales; Aspergillaceae.
AUGGGAAGUCAUGAGGUCUCAGUCAACGAGGAAGGUGCUCGUGUUUUAAUUCUCCCACGCGUAGAAACCUCUUCUCCUCAUUUUCUCUCCUCACGUCUCAUCCCACAUCUCAUCCCACCCACCCUUCUCAUCAACACAACCACUCAUUUACCCCAUAUCAUUAUGGAAAACCUUCCUCCAACCGAGGAAAACCCUCCUUCAGUGGGUGAGACCCCAAAGAAAAAGAAGAAACGCAACCCAAGUUUCCGCCGUUAUCUGCGCAAUCACGGCAUCGAUGUUCCCCCGGUUGUUGAAGGAGUACGGGAUCCUGCGCUGCCUCCAAAGCGCAAGCGGAACCAGCGCCGCCCUGGCAAGAAAAGGGCCAAGAAGAGAAAGUUGGCUGCCGCUGCCGCUACCGCCAACGAAGCCGAUGGAGCCGAUGGAGCCGACAAUAACGCCAAUGAGCCAUCUUCGUCUGCUGAAUCUUCUGGCACCGCCCUUCUGCGCUCGCGUUCACACUCGCCUGCGCCUGCACCUGCUCUCACUCCUGUUCCCGCGCCUGCUCCCACGCCUGUUUCUGGCUCUGCUUCUGACUCUGCUUCUGACUCUGCUCCUGGUUCUGCUCCUGGUUCUGCUCCUGGUCCUGCCCCGUUGCCUGCCCUAUGUGUUGGGGACCCUGUAGACCCGCAGGGUCUCUGA